AUGAUGCGAGGAACCGCCGGAAGAGAGUCCAAGAGUGGGUGACGUUAUUUGAUUCUCGAGCUCAUCUGUAGCCCACUUGCAGCUUAUUCGACUGCUCCAAAUGAAGAUUCCGACAUGCCAAGAAAGUGUGUUGUGAUUCGAAAGAAGAAGAUCGGCGAGAACAUCGAGAAGAUCGAACUCCGCUACGUCGCUUACAACCGACUAGAGAACGGAGAGCACACCACUGUGAGGGGGCUCUCCGACUUCCGAUUUUAAUGAAAACGGUUUCAGACGAUGGAGGCGAUCAACGAUGCGGCGAGUUACUUCAAGGAUCGUGCCGGAGACUUGGACUAUCAAGAGGACGCCUCGACCAAGAGCUCUGCGAAGACGGUCACGAUCACGAAGAACGACGAGAAGGGCAAGAAAAAGCUGGAGCAGUGCGUGCCGAUCCUCCAGAGCAUCCGUGCUCGUUUUGCGGCCACCGAGACGAACAAGUCGUUCAGUGUGCACAAGAGAACUCAGAGCGGAGCGCUCAAGUCCCUGUGCGACGAGAUACUGGCGGAGGCGACGUACGUGCUGCUGAACGGACAUCCGGUCACUUCGGAGCUCAUCAAGAAGAUCGCCAAUAUCAACACUCUGUCGAGACAGGUGCUCGCCAACGAGAGCAAGAUGGAGAGCCUUGUGCAGGAUGAGGUGAGCGGGCGGGACGGAUGGAUCGGAUGAUGGGUUUGCAGAACGAGUUGGCUGCUUCCAAAUCGAAGACCAGUGACAAGUUCACCAAGUGA
Caenorhabditis sp. 36 PRJEB53466 is the source of this 764-nucleotide messenger RNA. NCBI's taxonomy places the organism in Eukaryota, Metazoa, Nematoda, Chromadorea, Rhabditida, Rhabditidae. The record is from the annotation of a GenBank genome assembly.